ACGCCGGGGCUGUCCGGGGCACCGGCCCAGCCGCGGGAGCCCGCGCUCAGGCUUCCGGCCAUGGGGCGGCGGGCCCUCGCGCGGCGGCCGCUGCUGGUGCUGGUGCUGCUGCUGCUGCCGCCGCCGCCGCUGCCCCGGGCGCUGCGCGGGGCGCCCUGCCCGGAGCCCUGCAGCUGCCCGCCCGACGGCGCCCUGCGCUGCCCCGGCCCGCGGCCCGGCCUCCGCCGACUAUCACUCACCUAUCUCCCUAUCAAAGUAAUCCCAUCUCAAGCUUUCAGAGGACUUAAUGAGGUCGUAAAAAUCGAAAUCUCUCAGAGUGAUUCCUUGGAAAAGAUAGAAGCUAAUGCCUUUGACAACCUCUUCAAUUUGUCUGAAAUACUGAUCCAGAACACUAAAAACCUGGUGUACAUUGAGCCUGGAGCAUUUACAAAUCUCCCCCGGUUAAAAUAUCUGAGCAUCUGUAACACAGGCAUCCGAAAGCUUCCAGAUGUUACGAAGAUUUUCUCCUCUGAAUUUAAUUUCAUUCUGGAAAUUUGUGAUAACUUACACAUAACCACCGUACCAGGAAAUGCUUUUCAAGGGAUGAAUAACGAAUCCAUAACACUAAAACUAUAUGGAAAUGGAUUUGAAGAAAUACAAAGUCACGCGUUCAAUGGGACGACGCUGAUUUCCCUGGAGCUAAAGGAAAACGCACACCUGGAGAAGAUGCACAAUGACGCCUUCCGGGGGGCCACGGGGCCUAGCAUCUUGGAUAUUUCUUCCACUAAACUGCAGGCCCUGCCUAGCUAUGGGCUGGAGUCCAUUCAGACACUAAUUGCCACAUCAUCCUAUUCUCUGAGAAAACUGCCAUCGAGAGAGAAAUUUACCAACCUCCUGGAUGCCACACUGACUUACCCCAGCCACUGCUGUGCUUUUAGAAACUUGCCAACAAAAGAGCAGAAUUUUUCAUUUUCCAUUUUUAAAAACUUUUCCAAACAAUGUGAAAGCACAGCAAGGAGACCAAAUAAUGAAACACUACUUUUGCAUGGGGCUCUACCUCCUAUUCAUUGCCUCAGUUGAUGCCCAAACCAAAGGCCAGUAUUAUAACCAUGCCAUAGACUGGCAGACAGGGAGUGGGUGUAGUGCUGCUGGCUUUUUCACUGUAUUUGCAAGUGAACUUUCUGUUUACACCCUCACAGUCAUCACACUAGAAAGAUGGCACACCAUCACCUAUGCUAUUCAGCUGGACCAAAAGCUGCGAUUAAGACAUGCCAUUCCGAUUAUGCUUGGAGGAUGGCUCUUUUCUACUCUAAUUGCUAUGUUGCCUCUUGUGGGUGUCAGCAAUUACAUGAAGGUCAGCAUUUGCCUCCCCAUGGAUGUGGAAACCACUCUCUCACAGGUCUACAUAUUAACCAUCCUGAUUCUCAAUGUGGUGGCCUUCAUCAUCAUCUGUGCUUGCUACAUUAAAAUUUAUUUUGCAGUUCAAAAUCCAGAGCUGAUGGCUACCAACAAAGACACAAAGAUUGCUAAGAAGAUGGCAGUCCUCAUCUUCACCGAUUUCACCUGCAUGGCACCAAUCUCUUUCUUUGCCAUCUCAGCUGCCUUCAAAGUGCCCCUUAUUACAGUAACCAACUCUAAGGUUUUACUGGUUCUUUUUUAUCCUGUCAACUCUUGUGCCAAUCCAUUCCUGUAUGCAAUUUUCACAAAGGCAUUCCGAAGGGAUUUCUUUCUGUUGCUGAGCAAAUUUGGCUGCUGUAAAUAUUGAGCUGAACUUUACAGAAGAAAGAACUUUUCAGCUUAUACCUCCAACUGCAAAAAUGGCUUCACUGGAUCAAAUAAGUCUCCCCGGUCUACCUUGAAGGUGACCACAUUACAACGCCAAUAUUCAGCUGUCCUGGACAAGACUUGCUGUAAGGAGUAUUAACUGUUAUAUCAAUAACCACAUUACUGAA
Molecule: messenger RNA, 1931 nt
Organism: Hippopotamus amphibius kiboko
Lineage: Eukaryota; Metazoa; Chordata; Mammalia; Artiodactyla; Hippopotamidae
Product: lutropin-choriogonadotropic hormone receptor-like
Exons: 11
Coding region: 61-1059 (332 amino acids)
Biological process (GO): luteinizing hormone signaling pathway; ovarian follicle development; male gonad development
Cellular component (GO): membrane
Molecular function (GO): luteinizing hormone receptor activity
Source: RefSeq, a predicted model, not a curated record